UUACACAGUAAAUACAACAGACAGCAAAUAUUCCUAAUAGCUCAUGAACUUCUUAAAAGUCCAUUUUAUAAUAAAUUGCCACGAUGACAUCAGCUAUUGCUUCGCUUUUGAAUAUUUUUUUUGCCACUUACUUUUUUAAUUCGCGAUGUGUGGUGUUGGUAUCUGAUGAUAUGAAAGAUUUGGAUAUUUCCAAUGCAAAAGCUCCAUUAUUGUUAAUUAACAGCGAUGACCACAACAAUUUUACAAGUUUAUUUAACUACUCUGGAUGUCAGGAUUUUGUAGUUUUCGCAAAGGAUCCCGUAAGUUUAUUGCAAGUAAUUGAAGAACAGAUUCAGGCACAUCAAGAUAGAUUUAACGAGCGAGGUUAUGUGUUUUUGCCUAAAGAGGAUCCAGUUGAAGAUUCUUUAAAAAUAUUUAAUUUGGAGGAGAUAAGUUAUAUUAGUGAUCUAGUUGUGGUCACUUUUGAUGAAAUUUCAUUAAAUGAGCAACAUAAGAGUUUUAAUAUUUGGACGCACCAAUAUAUUGGGCAAGGUGAGAACAACAAGCCUUUGUUAAUGGAUAAAUGGUUUUCUGUAAAUAAAUCCUUCUUAUAUGAAAGAAAUUUAUUUCCUGAUAAACUAACUGAUCAGAAGGGUCGUGUAAUCAAACUUGCAGUAUUUAAUUACGAACCUUAUGUUAUUAUCGAAGAACAAGGUAAUGGCUCUUACUUCUACAUGGGUUCAGAAAUGUUAACGAUGGUCCAUUUUGCUCACCACCAUAAUUGUACAGUCCAGCCAGUUAUUAAUGAAGGAUAUUGGGGUGACAUUUUUGAAAACGGAUCUGGAAUUGGUCUUCUGGGAAAUUUGGUUGAUGACAGGGCUGAUAUAGGAGCCGCUGCUUUGUAUACUUGGGGAUUUGCUUAUAAGGCUUUGGAUUUAUCCAAGCCUAUGGUAAGAACAGGGAUAACAUGUUUAGUUCCUGCUCCAAAACUGGCAGCAGGUUGGCUUACCCCAUUCUACGUCUACGCACCCCAAACCUGGUUAGCUGUUAUAGCAACCUUUCUAUUAUCUUUAAUAACCAUCUAUUCCCUGGAUAUAUUUCAAAUUUCAAUAUACUCCAGAAGGCCUAAAAGCCUGGAUGCAUCUACAAAAGUCAAAGUAUUUGGAAAAGCUUUGAUAUCAGUAUCGAAACCUUUUAUAAUGCAAAAUGUGACUGAAAAGGAAAUUACAAAAGGAUUAAUGGGACGCUAUUUGAUGGGGCUGGUGUUUAUAACCACUUUGGUACUCAGUACCACAUACGAUAGUGGUCUUUCAACUAUAAUGACUAUACCGAAAUACGAAAACUCAAUAGAUACUGUAGAUGAUUUGGUUAAAAGUGGACUCGACUGGGGGGGUACUUCUGACGCAUGGAUCAAGUCCAUUGAGGACUCUGAGGAGCCUAAUAUGAUAAAACUGGUAUCCAGAUUUAUGGCGAAAUCUGAAGAACAUUUAAGGCGAUUGUCGUUUACUGGAAAAUUUGCACUUUCUAUAGAAAGGCUACCUAAAGAUAACUUUGCUGUUGGAUCUUAUAUCCAAGAAGACACCAUAAAGAAUUUCCAUUUGAUGACUGAAGAUUUAUAUUGGGAACAAUGUGUUAUUAUGAUGCGUAAAAGUUCCAUUUUGUUACCAUACGUCGAUAUGUUUGUUUUGAGGGCUUUUGAGGCUGGAUUGAUUUCUUUUUGGCAAAACGAGGCCGCCACCCAAUACAUGGAUCCAUACGUUCAAAAAGCCGUCAAGUACUUCGAGCACCAUCAGCAAGAACGUGGAAUCAUCAAAUUGAAAAUGUUGCAUGUACAAGGAGCUUUUGGGAUAUUAGUCCUAGGAAAUUUUAUUGCUUUAUUGACAUUUAUUGGUGAACAUUGCUAUUAUAGAUUUUUUAAUCAGUGGUUCUCUCACAACAAAUCAUUUCUCCUCAAAAACAACUUAUAUUACAAUAAAAUUCAGCAGCAAGACGGCAAAAAGAUUUUAGUUGGAGUCUUCGAUUACAGACCAUACAUCAUUAUAGAUAAAGAUAUUGCAUCAGGGCUAGAGAUUCACUUAUUAAGAGAAAUUGUUAGAUAUAUGAAUGCGACGUUGGAAUUGGUCGUCCAGGAGGACCUAUGGGGGCUAGUUCAUCCUAAUAAAACUGGUUACGGCUUAAGAGGAAAUCUUUAUUUUGAUAAGUUGGAUAUUGGAGCAGCUGGAUUAUUUAUGACCUAUAGUGCCUCAGAACAUUUUGACCAAAGCAGAGGGUAUGCUAAUGCUGAGUUAACUUGCUUAGUACCUGCUCCAAGAUUGGCAGCUGCAUGGCUUUCUCCAACAUACAGUUUCUCACCCCAUUUGUGGUUUCUUUUAUUUCUGACGUAUGUUACCCUGAUAGUGAUCGUAUAUGCUUUAAACCACUAUCAAAUGUCUAUAAAAAAACACAACAUUUCCAGAUUUAUAUCAAAAACAACCAUUCUAAUAAGCUCCAUAGAAUCAGUAUGCAAGCCUCUACUGGGCCACAAUUUUUCCAGAAAAAAAUAUUAUUUCAAGCCCCUAAUGGGAUUGGUGUUGCUAAGUACAUUAAUCGUUUGUACAGCGUAUGUUGCUGGGUUUGCUAGUGUGCUAACCAAACCGAUUUAUGAGACUUCUAUUAAUACUAUGGAGGAUUUUUUAAGUAGUGAUAUUUCUUGGGGUGGAGUCCAGACUGCCGACUACAUUAUGAGUUGGGCAAGUUCAGAACAGGAAUUAUAUAGGAAAGCAGCCGAGCGAUAUGUUGCCACAACCCCCGCACAUUUGGAGUAUAUUUUCAGGCAUAAUAGAAAUUUUGCUUUUAAAGUGGAACGUGUUAAUGGUCAAUAUCAUAUCGACUCAUACAUACACGAACAAUCAAUGAAGUACUAUAUGACCAUGAAGGAUCCCAUACAAACCCAGUAUGUAGUAUUGAUAUUUAGGAAAAAUUCUAUUUUAUUACCUGUGGCAAAUAGGAUUAUUGAAAGGCUUGUGGAUAGUGGAAUUAUACUUUAUUGGACUAACGAGUAUUCAGGACAUCAGGACUACGUAAUGAAAAAAAAAUUGCAAUAUGCUCAUGUCAGACGAAAUAACGAGAACGUGGCAAUCACCUUGUCCCACGUGGUUUCAGCGUUUUUCAUUAUUGGUUUCGAUCAUUCUUCAAAAUUCAACUACUCCGGUUCCGAUAUUCGACUGUUAGAAGAAUUUGCAAAUCGUUUAAAUGCCACUUUGGAAAUAAAAAUGUGUAAUAGUGAAUUCUGGGGCUACGUAUACAGAAAUGGUACUACAGGAGGCUUAAGGGGAAAACUGUAUCAUGAUGAUAUUGAUAUCGCUGCUGCGGGGUUUUUUGUAUCUUAUGUACAUAAAUUUGACAUCACUGCCCAGUAUCAUCUUACUGAGGUAAAAUGUUUAUUACCAGCACCAAGUUUAAUAAUCCCAUGGUUCACUCCUUUUGCUGGUAUUUUAUUAUGGUCUAUAUGUCUAAUCAGCUUCACUUGUAUUGCUUUAACGACAAUUUUAGUGUUUUGUGUUGAAAAGAACAUUAUUAAAAAAAAGUUUAAGAUUAGCACAACUACUCUUAGAAACGGUAUAGUUUUCACAUCUUUUGCAACGACUUUUAAGCCGCUUCUCAGGCAAACGAUAAGAUCUAACAGCAUUAUAAACAGGGCCCUAAUGAAGUUAGUUUUGCUGAGCACGAUAUUGAUUUUGGAGUCUUAUAAUGCCGUAUAUAUUUCUGCGCUUACAAAACGUAAUUAUGAAAAGUCUAUUGAUACUUUUGAGGAUUUCCUGAAUAGUGAUGUGAAGUGGGCGGCCGUCCAUGGUGGAGCUUGGGUCGAUCAAUGGAGAAAUUCAAAAUGUGUAAAACUUCAAAACGCUGCUAACAGGUUCGUGAAGGCUAACAUUGAAGCAAUGCUUAAAUUUUCUGAAGAAGGGAAAGUUGGACUGGCUAUCGAUAAGCUUAAAGCUAAGAAAAAGCAUUUUCAGACAAUGGUUCUGGAUGGUGUAGAGGGUACAAUAAUAAACCAUUUUUUUGGUAAAUUUAAUUUAACUUGGAAUCCGAUUUGGGUGAAAAAAGAGUAUUGGGGAGACGUGUUCGAUAAUGGAUCCAGUUACGGCUUAAGGGGGGAGCUCUUUAAGGAUAAAAUCGAUUUGGCAAUUGCUGCCAACUUUAUGACCGAUAGAAUGUACAGGUUUUAUGGCAUGACGGUACCGAUAUUACGAGUGGGGAUCACAUGCUUAGUACCAGCUCCAAAGCCUAUACCUAGUUGGCUUACCCCUUGGCAUGUCUAUAGUAAGCUAUUAUGGUUAGUGAUUAUUUUGGCUUACCUCCUAAUAGUUUGUGCAAUUUUAUGCGUUUAUUGGACAACAGAGUCCUGUACUCGCGAGGACUUUCGUGAGAAUGGAUUUUAUAAGAGAUUGUCAAACAUUGGCGAAACUGUUUUUAUAGUGUUCACCCACCAUUUUACUAAAAAUGGGAUUUUGCGAGGUCACACCAGGAACAUUUUUGUGACUUUGACUUUGUUCGUCACGUUUUUCUUGAGCAGGUGCUACGAGAGCGGUUUAUCAUCGAUUAUGACAAUUCCCAGUUAUGGAAGUUCAAUAGAAACCAACCACGACUUUCUAGAAAGUAACAUUUCUUGGGGUGGCAUUCAAGUUGCCGAUUGGAUAAUGCAUUGGCAAACAGACAAAGAGGAAAGGUACAGAAGGGCUCACAGAAGAUACGUGGCAGUAUCAUCUCAAAAUGUCCUCAAAAAACUUAUGGCAGCUGGCAAUUUUGGGUUGCUCAUCGAGAGAAUUUCACCUGACAUUUUUCAUUUUCCAUUUUCAAACCUAGAAAAUGCAAAAACUCUGAGACUUAUGAAAGAGGACAUACAAUGGGAGUAUACGGUGAUUUUUUUACGUAAAAGUGCCCCUCUGAUUCCUUAUUUGGAUAAAUUUCUUUUGGAGCUAAAGGAGGGAGGAAUUAUUAAAUAUUGGCUUGAUGAGGCUGCAGCUAAAGUUUUACCUCGUACAGCCCAAAAAGAAGUAAGACGGUUGUCUCUACACUACGAGCCCGUUGUGGAAAAAUUAGUGCAGCUUAAAUUAGUACACGUAGCUGGAAUAUUCGGGAUCAUGGCUGUUGGCAAUUUGUUUGCUAUAGUAGCUUUUUUAUUAGAAUUAAUUUAUUAUAAGAGAUUUUCGUAAAAAUUA
This is a messenger RNA of Anthonomus grandis grandis, 5180 nucleotides long. RefSeq lists its product as uncharacterized. The transcript has 28 exons. The coding region runs from base 84 to 5174 and encodes 1696 amino acids. The record is from RefSeq and is a predicted model, not a curated record. Gene Ontology annotation, cellular component: membrane. Gene Ontology annotation, molecular function: ligand-gated monoatomic ion channel activity. NCBI's taxonomy places the organism in Eukaryota, Metazoa, Arthropoda, Insecta, Coleoptera, Curculionidae.